Messenger RNA from Lampris incognitus (smalleye Pacific opah), 1416 nucleotides. Its product is annotated as MKRN2 opposite strand protein-like. The coding region runs from base 140 to 988 and encodes 282 amino acids. NCBI's taxonomy places the organism in Eukaryota, Metazoa, Chordata, Actinopteri, Lampriformes, Lampridae. The record is from RefSeq and is a predicted model, not a curated record. The transcript is spliced from 4 exons.
UCGGAACGUCUGAUGUUUUGAACUCGGCUCGAGCCUUUACGUGAACGCGCUGCCCUCGCGCCGCCGCUGCGCUGCCAUAUUCCCUAUUUAACGUCCAGUAUAACAACCGUCCGUGACGUCGGCAAGCGGAGCGGCUCUCAUGGAUAACAGGGUGUUGAGGUUCGGACACUGCGGGAGAAACAUUUACACCUUUAACGACCUGGACCCGGAACCGGACCAACCCGCGAGCUCACAGGUGAGAGAGCCCCCCGCCAGGUGUCCGGUCUGCCACGAGCCCGUGAGCUUUGGACUUGUUGACGCCCCGGUCCUGGUUCUACCCCCCUUCAGCAAUGGACACGACGCCACCUGCGCCUUCGUCGUCGCCUGCCAGCUUGGACCAGCCUUCAUCAGUGAACAGAGCAACACCGAGCUUCAUGUCGGCAUCACCAACUCCACAGGUGACUUGCUGGGUGUAGUGUUCAGCUAUACAGAGUUGGGGGUUCAGAGUCAAACUCAUGGCUGGGAGCAGUGUCUCACAGUACCUCUGGUCGCCCCUGACAACUGCAGCUCCAGUCUGAUUGCCACUAGCAACAACACAGCUCUUCAGGAGCCCCCUGGCAACACCAGUGUGAGCUUCAGGAAGUACUGGGACAGCCAACUGGAAAUGUUUGCUUCUUUGAACACAUGGACGCCAGACAGCUUCCUGGUGGAGAGGGAGUUUGGCUCCUGUUGCUACGGUUUUGCUCUGGGUUUCAUCAACCAUCUGAGGAGAUUAGAGGGCCAGGAGCCUGUUUGCCCAGACGCCUUUACCCUCCGACACAUCCUGCCCAGGAUGGCAGCUUCCUCUAAGUAUCUGUCGCUCUGCCAGCACAUCAGACAGCACGGAUACUACAGCACUGCAUGUACAGUACACAGCGAAACGCCGCCUGGAAAGUCUUCUGAGUCCACACCAGCCGAGCCUGAACCAGAUACGGGCCGCCCUGUCCACGAAGCAGAACAGCUGUACUAGAGGUGGAGUCAUGAAGCUGCUGGUAUUUGCAAAGGUGUUCUCAGCCUGUGGAAAUAACUCAGCCAAAUAUCAGCUGGCAUGGACAGAACAUGAGCCUCCAUUACACAUGGAGCAGGUGACCGGAGACACUGACCGACUGACUGACUGGUAACCAGUCAGAACACACCAGCAGACUCAGCUUACUGAUCUGCUGUGGAAACAGGCAGCCGUUUCUCAUACGUGUGAACAUCCGUAAACACUGAAUUACAGGCGGUGAGGUUUAUUUUUUUCAGAAGUAUUUUUAUUGGAGAUGUAGGUACAAAUACAGUAUCCAAUAGUAACAAAUAUCUCCACAUUUUAUAGUUUUAGAAGAAAUGCAAAACAGACAGAACAGACAAAACAACAGAUGAACCCCCGUGCCUGAGGAGUAUGGGAAAAUAAAAUGACAA